Molecule: messenger RNA, 3228 nt
Organism: Daldinia childiae
Lineage: Eukaryota; Fungi; Ascomycota; Sordariomycetes; Xylariales; Hypoxylaceae
Exons: 2
Coding region: 1-3228 (1075 amino acids)
Biological process (GO): rescue of stalled cytosolic ribosome; ribosome-associated ubiquitin-dependent protein catabolic process
Cellular component (GO): RQC complex
Molecular function (GO): ribosomal large subunit binding; tRNA binding
Source: RefSeq, a predicted model, not a curated record
AUGAAGCAAAGAUUUUCCUCAUUGGAUGUCAAGGUCAUCGCUCACGAAUUAUCUAAAAGUCUCGUAUCCCUUCGGGUUUACAACAUCUAUGACCUAUCUUCUAAAAUUCUCCUCUUCAAACUUGCGAAACCUGAAGUCAAGAAACAACUCCUUAUAGAUUCUGGCUUCCGAUGCCAUCUUACCGACUUUGCGCGAACAACUGCCGCCGCUCCCUCCGUCUUUGUCCAGAAGUUGCGCAAGGCCCUGAAGACCCGACGAGUCACCGCUGUUUCGCAAAUAGGUACUGAUCGCAUCAUCGAAUUCCAGUUUAGUGACGGUCAAUACAGACUAUACCUGGAAUUCUUUGCUGGAGGCAACGUCAUCUUAACAGACAAGGAGCUCAAUAUUCUAACGCUGUUACGACAUGUUCCCGAGGGAGAAGGCCAGGAGCCUCAACGCCCCGGUCUUACGUAUUCCCUAGAAAACAGACAGAACUAUGGCGGAGUUCCGGCUCUGACGAAGGAGCGUGUACGAAAUGCGCUCCAGACCAUUAUUCAAAGGGCCACUGUCUCGGCUGCAGCGGGUAAGAAGAUAAAGAGGAAGCCGGGCGAUGAGCUGAGAAGGGGGCUUGCUACCACCAUCAUGGAGCUACCUCCUAUAUUAGUCGACCACGCUAUGAAAGUCACAGGGUUUGAUUCGAGUGUACAACCGUCUACGGUAUUAGAAAACGAAGGACUCCUCGAUGAUCUACUGCGGUCACUUGGGGAAGCCCUCAAGGUCGUCCAUGGAGUGACCAGUUCCGACACUUGUAAAGGCUAUAUAUUAGCGAAAACGAGACCGGGCUUCGAUAAUAAGCCAUCAGGAGAGGCAGAUGAUGGCCAACAGCGGGAAGGUGCCCUACUAUACGAGGAUUUUCACCCGUUCCUACCACGCCAGUUUGAAGAGGAUCCUGUUUAUACAGUGCUUACUUUCGAAAACUUCAACGUAAUGGUAGAUGAGUUCUUUUCGUCCGUAGAGGGACGGCAGCUAGAGUCGAAGUUAAACGAGAGGGAAGCCGCCGCUAAGCGCAAACUAGAUGCGACCAAAGCUGAUCAUGCUAAGCGGAUCGAGGGCCUUCAAGCAGUUCAGCAACUUAACAUUCGGAAGGCCAAUACGAUAGAAGCUAAUGUCGAGAGAGUUCGAGAAGCUAUGGAUGCGGUGAAUGGUCUCAUACAACAAGGAAUGGACUGGGAAGAUAUUGGUAAGCUUAUCGACAGAGAACGUAAGCGAGGCAAUCCUGUAGCUUCCAUCAUUGUACUUCCUCUCAAGCUACACGAAAAUACUAUCACUGUACUCCUUGGUGAGGCGGAAGAAGAAGAUGAGGAUGAAGAUUAUGAGGCAUCCGAUGCUGACUCGGUCAGUUCGGAUGAUAGCGGUUACGCUGGCACGGAGGCAUCUGCGCGAAAGACUCAGGAAACCCGGCUAACAAUUGAUAUUGAUCUUGGUAUCUCUCCUUUCGCUAACGCAGGAGAAUAUUAUGGAGAGAGAAAGAAUGCCGCCGUGAAGGAGCAGAAAACAGUACUGCAAUCAGAGACUGCAUUGAAAAAUGCGGAGCAGAAAAUUGCUGCCGAGUUAAAGAAGGGACUGAAGCAGGAAAAACCAGUCUUGCAACCUAUUCGGAAGCAGCUCUGGUUCGAGAAAUUCAUAUGGUUUGUCUCGUCCGAUGGUUAUCUCGUUCUCGGCGGCAAAGAUGCCCAACAGAAUGAGAUGCUCUAUAGACGAUAUCUGAAGAAGGGCGACGUCUACGUGCACGCAGACCUUCACGGCGCACCAAGCAUAAUCAUAAAAAACAGUCCAAGCACACCUGAUGCACCUAUACCACCUUCAACUCUGUCACAAGCUGGGUCUUUGGCAGUCUGUGCCUCGUCUGCCUGGGACUCAAAGGCUGGUAUGGGUGCGUGGUGGGUGAAUGCGGACCAAGUUUCAAAGUCGGCGCCAACUGGGGAAUUCCUUGGUACUGGUAGCUUUAUGGUACGAGGAAAGAAGAAUUUCUUACCUCCCGCCCAACUGAUAUUGGGUCUUGGGUUGAUGUUUAGGAUAAGCGAGGAAAGCAAGGCCAAACAUGUUAAACACCGUCUUUAUGAUCUCCCGGAAACCCUACAGAACAAGUCAAGUUCAGACGCUACUAGUAGCAAAGCUAUAUCCGACUUCGCGAAAGAGUCGAGUGUAGAACAUGAUGAUGAGAGUGACUCGGAAGACAGCGCUAUAGAUAUCCAGGAGGAUACCGAGAGAAGAGAAAAUCCACUCCAACCUUCAGACAGAAAUGACGAUGAACAAGAGUCUCGGGAACAGGUUGAAGAAAGUCCGUCUCUUCAAGGAAUGAGUAAUUUAACAAUCUCCGAGGUACCUGGUACUACUCAUACUGCAGAGCUUCAAGAACAUGAAACUGGUGACGAACAAGAAGAUCUAGACGAGGUGGCGACGGAAGCUGAUUCUGCGCCUGUGACAACGGUAAACAGUCUGCCUCCCGAAACGUCGGGCAAGUCCACACCUCAACCUCAAAAGAAAGGCCAACAGCCUAAGCGAGGUCAAAAGGGCAAAGCUAAAAAGGCCGCUAAAUACAAGGAUCAAGAUGAAGAAGACCGCGCCGCGAUCGAAGCUUUGAUAGGCGCAGCAGCUGGAAAGCAGAAGGCCGAGGCCGAGGCGAAAGCAAAAGCCGAACGUGAAGCUCAACGAGCGGCUGCGCUUGAACGCCGCCGAGCACAGCACCAGCGCCAGCAACGCGAAACAGCUGAACAUGAGGAAGUCCGCAAGAUGAUGCUCGAAGAGGGCAUCGAGACUCUCGAUGCUAACGAGGCGGCUAACCUGACCCCUCUCGAUGCGCUUGUUGGAACCCCACUCCCCGGCGAUGAGAUUCUUGAUGCGAUUGCUGUGUGUGCGCCGUAUAGCGCGCUUGGCCGCUAUAAAUAUAAGGUCAAAAUGCAACCUGGUACGCAGAAAAAAGGCAAGGCCGUGAAAGAAAUCCUAGAUGCAUGGAAAGCAGCUUCUACGAAAAAAGGUGUCGUGGACGAGAAGAGCGAGGACAAGGAGAAGAUGUGGCCCCGCGAAGUAGAUCUUCUCAAGGCUCUCAAACCUGAAGAAGUCGUCAAUAUUGUGCCAGUUGGGAAACUAAGGGUUAUGCUUAGUGGAGGUGCUGGUGGAAGUGGGGGGGACGCAAGGGGGAAAGGUGGAAGUAAGGGUGGUAGUGCAAACCGUGGCAAGAAGCGGUAG